Suillus subaureus is the source of this 1624-nucleotide messenger RNA. Its product is annotated as kinase-like domain-containing protein. Gene Ontology annotation, molecular function: protein kinase activity; ATP binding. The coding region runs from base 387 to 1298 and encodes 303 amino acids. NCBI's taxonomy places the organism in Eukaryota, Fungi, Basidiomycota, Agaricomycetes, Boletales, Suillaceae. The record is from RefSeq and is a predicted model, not a curated record. The transcript is spliced from 7 exons. Gene Ontology annotation, biological process: protein phosphorylation.
GUACUUUUAACAAUGUCUCCACCAACACAAGUAGCUAGUCAUCGACAUUGGUUAUCAACUGGCCCCACAGUGCCUCAAAAUUCGUCCGAAUCUUGACUCAUCUCUUGAGUCCUUAUUGCGAGCUUUGACGUACAUUCGUUCUUCUUGUCUGGCAUGUACAAUAACUUGCAUGACAUACUUCGUCACCAUGGUCAUUUUCCCUACUCAACAAUCAGCGUUGGCGGGACCUACCUCAGGGCACGACGACUCUCACCUUGUUCGGGAAACAUACUUAAGGACUUACCCAGGCAGCAUGACAAUCAUCAUCUACUUCCUGCCUGCCAUCCAUCCCGACUUGAAACCCAUCCACCAGUACCCAUUUUUAUAGUCACCGAUACUAUUCUCCAAUGACUUUUAAUCUCGCAAAUGUCAAUGUACUUGAUCUGACAGGAAGUGUCGUGAAGACUGGCAAUCAUGCAAUCGGCAGGGGAAACUUCGCAGACGUGUGGAAGGGACUUCACACCGAGUGGAAUGGUAGAGUUACUAUCGUAGCGGUGAAGAUCUUGAGACCAGCACUGUUGUCAGACAGGCGUCUUGCGACGAAAACUAUACGAAAAAUUUUGCGAGAGGCAAAAGUUUGGAGUACACUGAAUCAUCCCAACGUGGCUCAAUUCAAGGGUGUGUGUUAUGGACAAGAUAUAGGAGGGUAUGGGUAUUAUAUUCCCUACCUGGUAUCAGUGUUUUAUGAGAGAAGAACACUGAAAGACAAUCUGGAAUAUAUCCAGAACGACCACCAGAGAUUGAGACUUCUUCGCAAGUUUUUUUCUGGAUUAGCAUAUUUGCACCGCAACAAUGUCAUCCAUGGAGACCUCAAACCUACAAACGUUCUUCUUGACGACUCUUUUAAUCCAGUUUUGACGGAUUUCGGCCUUUCCCGUGUCCUUGAAGCUUCUGGCUUCACAACGACGAAUAUAAAAGCGGUUGGCACGUUUCGUUACAUGGCGCGCGAGUUGAUGAAUCCCACGCACCAUUCGACAACAGCACCACUACCCACCGUGCAAUCAGAUGUCUGGUCGGCAGGCAUGACGGGUCUAGAGAUUUUAUCUGGCCUUAUGCCGUACGCCGAUAAGACGGGGGAUGCCGAGCUAAUCUAUUGUAUCUGUCAACAAAGGGGAAAACCCAGCAGGCAUCUUUACCCUCGAGUACAAAAUGGGACAUGGUCAAUGCUGAAGGCCUGCUGGGCAGAUGAGGGGAUGCGACCGGCUGUAUCCGAAUUGAUAAGGUAUUUGGAUAAGCUCUGUCCAGGCUUGCAGUAUUAAGCCAUACGAUGUGAAACUGUCACAUAUGUAGAUACAGAACGUCCUUCCCUGCAUAGGUUAUAUAUAACACGGACUUGACGAAUAAUACUAUAGUUUUGGCUUUACAUCAGUAGUGGAUCCGUCAUCUUCUAAGACCGACUUUGCCAAUCGACCAACCAAAGGAAACAAUUGUGGGUAAAUGAAAGCUUUUUCCGAGCUUGCCUGCCGCUGCGCAUAUCUCGCAGCAAUACCUUGCGUGAUUAUAGCAAGCUUAAAAAUAACCAAGUCAAGAUAUGCUGUCCCGUACCAGGGUAUAGUACGUACUCGGAAGAGCAUCCAACUACGGA